ACUUGUGCUGUGUUGCCCAUCCCCAUGCACGACUUGCUGCACUCCCGUAGCAGAAAGGGAAGCGCCGGCAAGCAGGUCAUUGCCCGUCGACGAUCCCCUCUUCGCGCCUUGCAGGACGACACGACGGCGCCGAUAUCCAGAAGCGACCACGUAUUGCCUUGACGAUAUUGCCCCGCGCCUCCCUCGCUCAGCAUGCGACUCGACACGAUCCGAUAGAGAGCUGGACCGCGUCAGACUCAACGCCCCACGAUUACUUCCUGCAAAUUUGCAACUUCGGCUCGAGCCAGCCAGCUAGACCGCCAUGUCCAAUCGGUACAAUGCCGCCUACCGCAGCGGCAAUGCCAACGGCGGCAGCGGCGGCGGCGGUUACGGCGGGCUGGGCCCUCCGAGGGACCGCCAGGGCGGCGGAGGCGACGACUACGACCCGUACGGGGACGAGUACACCAAUGGCGACCGACUUGGCACGCCGCCGCAACAGCAGAUGAACCCGCGCCGGCUACCACCCGAGGGCGGUUAUCGUAAUGGCGGCGGCGGCGGCGGCUACGGCGGAGGGCCCACGCCGGGCUCCUUCUCGUCGUCCCAGCGAGCUCCCGAGUCGAGCGCGGAGCGGCAGAUCUCGCAGGUUCUGCUGCACAUCAAGUCCGAGUGGCCGGCCAUGGUCGACAAUGACUGCAUCCCCGUCCAGCUGGCGCUGCAGCUGCUCGACACGAGCUCCGUCGGCCGCGCGCACGAGUACCGCAAGUUCCAGCAGACGCACCAGUACCUGCAGGACUCGCUCAAGGGCAUCGUCCACGAGCACCACCAGGGCUUCAACAGCUCCAUCGGCACCUUCCACAAGAUCCAGGGCAGCAUCCAGGCGUCGCAGAAAAAGGUCCGCGCCCUCAAGGACUCGCUCACGGCGUCCAGGGCCAGCCUCUCCGCGACCGACCCGGAGCUCAAGAAGCUGUACAAGUCGUCGCAGAUGUACGACGACGUCCUCCAGACUCUCAACGAGCUCGAGGAGCUGCGCGGCGUCCCGGACCAGCUCGAGGCGCGGAUAUCCGAGAAGCGCUUCCUCACCGCCGUCGACGUGCUGCAGAACGCGCUGCGCAAGCUGCGCAAGCCCGACCUCGACGAGAUCGGCGCCCUCAGCGACCUACGUAGCUACCUCGCCAAUCAGGAGACGGCCCUUAUGGACAUCCUGGUGGAGGAGCUGCACGAGCACCUGUAUCUCAAGUCGCCCUACUGCCAGGAGCGGUGGCAGAGCCUGUCGAAGCAGCAAGGCGCGCACAGCGAGAAAUACAACAAUGCAAACGCAAUGCUACCAUUUCAUAUGAUUUUGGACUCGCUAGACUCUGAGCAUGCCGUCACGGAGGAUCCGUCCAAGAAUCCCGAGGCGGACACUUUCUGGUACAUCGGAUUGCUCGUCGAGUCUCUGAACAAGCUUGGCCGGCUGGAGAGCGCCGUCGAGGUCCUGAAGCAGAGGCUGCCCGUGGAGCUCUUUACCAUUGUCAACGAGACCGUGAACGAGGUCGAUACUAGGCAUCCGAGCUCGCUCAGGGGAGGCACUACAAACGCCGAGGGUCUGUACAUCUAUGGCAGCCGCGAGACCCAGAUGCGCGCGGAUGUCAUCUACGACCUCAUGUGGUCGCUAUAUGGCAAGUUUGAGGCUAUUGCCGAGGGUCACAGGAUAUUCCACGAAUCAAUCAAGGCCUUGAUGAAGCGAGAAGGUGCUGGGUCAAACAGCACUUUACUUGGCAGCUUCCGAGAGCUCUGGAACCUCUACCAGAACGAGAUCCGGUCACUCUUACACAACUACGUCACGACUGAUGCGGACGUCUACCAGUUCAGCUCGUCCCCCCGGGUCGGUGCGAUGCUCAACGGCAACAAGGCCGGAGCCAGAGACAACCUCUUCAAGUUCUCGGCCGCCAACUCAAAGUCUGAGGAGAUGGUCACAGAGUACGAUGCACUAGACAGCAUCAUCCAGGCCGCCGUGCCUGGUCUCACCUCCGGAUCGCGCAAGCCUCAGGCAGGAGGCGCAGACAAGAAGUCGGCGCUGCUCGGCAAAGAAGCACGGCGAGAGACAAACGAGAAUGCCUACGAGAAUGCAGCCGGGCCCGGAUCCUACAAGUCUCUGGUCGAGCCUAGUGUCUUCAACAUGAGUCUGCUGUUGCCACCCACCUUGGUCUUCCUGCAACGACUGAAGUCGAUUGUCCCGCCGGGGUCUGAUCUCGCCGCGAGCACGCUGACUUCGUUCCUUGAUAACUUCCUGGUCAACGUUUUCCAGCCGCAGCUGGACGAGACGCUCGCAAAGCUGAGCGAAAACGUCCUCGGGGAGCUCGACUCGUUCCAGCAAGACUCGGACUGGAGCCUGCUGGCGAAGCGGCCCGUGUUCAAGGGCACCACCUCGUUCUUCGCCGUGGUCACCGCAUUCUGCCGCAUGCUCGGCGAUAUCCCGCACGACCAGGCACUCAGCUCGCUGAUUGUGUCCCAGAUGCAUCGAUACUACGAGCGCUGCUCCGCGUGGUUCAUUGCGCUCGUGUCCAAGUCACAGGAGAAUGCCUCGGCCAAGCAGGCGCUCAGGUACUCAGCAGAGAUGGCGACAAACGACGGCCCGCUGCACGAGAUUAUAACCAAGCUGUGGACAGCUGCAGAACUGGACCCGGACCUCAUCGAGACCGAGGUCAAGACACUCAUCUCGCAGACGGGCGAGCGGACGCUGGAGACGAGCGACGUCAUCCAAGACCGGGACGUCAUCUCGUCGCUGUGCCUGCUGUACACGAGCAUGAAGUGGCUGUCGGUCAAGGUGACGGGCCUGCGGCACAUUACAAAGCAGGAGACGGACUCGUCGCGGCCGAGCAUGCAAAAGGCGCAGAACCGCCGCUGGACGUUGCUCAACGAUCCGCACAAGGUGUCUGGUAGCUCAAACAGCCCUGUGCACUUGCCGAUGACACAGGAGACUGCCAAAUCUUUCGACGCCGUAAUCACCUCGUACGAGAGCCUCGCUAAUACGGUGCUGCUCACCCUCCACGCCGAGGUCCGGUGCCGGAUCGUCCAGUCUCUGGCGAUCGCGCUGUCCCCAGAGACGGCGCCCUACGUGCUCGGCGAGCAGGAGAUCCGCGAGCCCGACCCGCAGAUCCUGUCGCUCAACUCGGAGCUCGUGGCCUACGACGAGAUCACGACGCGGUUCCUGCGCGAGCGCGAGCUCCGCUUCAUCCGCUCCGGGCUGGGCUUGCUGGUGAACCGGUACCUCAUCACCAACGCGCUGGCCACGCAGCCCAUGAACUCGAGGGGCUGCGACCGGAUGCAGCUGAACAUCCUCGUCCUGCAACAGAACCUGAAGAACAUCGAGCCUGGCGUGGAUCUGGGGCGAGCCGCGGACUUCUAUGCCCUCUUCCAGGACGGCCCAGACGCGCUGGUCGAGAAGGUCAAAGGGGAGGUGGCCGCCCGGCAGCAGCAGCAGUCUUCGGAUGCGGAUGGCGCUGACGGGAGUGCCGGUGGUGGCGGCGGCAUUAGCAGCAGGUUCACGUAUGAUGAGCUCAAGACGCUGCUGGAGCUCAGCUUCAGCGAGCAGGUGCAUGAUCCGGAGCGCGGCGUGGCGGCCGCGGCCAAGAGGCAGCUCAACGAGAAGGUGCUGGCACUCAGCGAGCUGAUGUGGCAAAGCUGAGCCGAGUCGAUUCUGGUUCUUGACUCUAUGCCUGUCUCCCGAUGGAUUGAUGAUGUCUGUCGAGGCAAUUGUACAGCUUCACGAGUCGAGAGGUGCAGA
Microdochium trichocladiopsis is the source of this 3745-nucleotide messenger RNA. Its product is annotated as Sec8 exocyst complex component-specific domain-containing protein. NCBI's taxonomy places the organism in Eukaryota, Fungi, Ascomycota, Sordariomycetes, Xylariales, Microdochiaceae. Gene Ontology annotation, biological process: exocytosis; Golgi to plasma membrane transport. The coding region runs from base 302 to 3646 and encodes 1114 amino acids. The record is from RefSeq and is a predicted model, not a curated record. The transcript has 2 exons. Gene Ontology annotation, cellular component: exocyst.